CAAAGGCUGGGGGCGCGUCUGCAAAGAGGGAAGCGGGUUUCAAUUUCAAACCCAAAUAAACCGAGGGACGAGCUAGUGGAUUGUGGGACAGCGAUAACACUAAACAGUUCAUUUACCGCGCUUUCCCGUGGAAACUGAACGUCGUGGUUUAUUCUCGGUCGUGGUGUAGACGCAACUGCAUUGACUCCGCCGGUAAAAAGUCGCCUGACGCGUCUUCGCUCCAAUUUUCCGCGCCUGGUUAAUUUGGAUGACAAACCGAGGCUUGGCUUGUUUGCAGGUGUUUAUCACUACGGAUACGGCACCACGUUAAAAAAAAAAAAAAAAAAAAAAAACACCACUGUGCUUUAAUUACUCUCAUAUUUGGUAUAGCGAGCGAUUUCUGCUAGAAACAUGCCGAGGUCCAACAGGCAAAAGGAAUAUAAACCUGGAGAUCUCGUGUUUGCUAAAAUGAAGGGGUACCCACACUGGCCUGCGAGGAUUGAUGAGUUACCCGAAGGAGCCGUGAAAACGCCCUCGAACAAGUAUCAGGUGUUCUUCUUUGGGACACAUGAGACGGCUUUCCUGGGUGCCAAGGAUUUGUUCCCAUAUGAAGAGUGCAAAGAGAAGUUUGGAAAAGCAAACAAGAGGAAAGGAUUUGCUGAGGGACUCUGGGAGAUCGAGAACAACCCCACUGUCACGCAUGAAGCCUAUGAGUCAUCAAAGAAGGACAACGCGUCAGAAGGAACAGGGGACACGGGCAGUUCGGAGAAAGCAGAUGCCGAGGGCAGCAGUGACGAGGACGAAGGCGCCCUGGUCAUCGACGAGAAGAACGAGAGGGGAGGAACCAAACGAAAAGCAGAGGAGUCCACAGAGGCGUCUCCCAAGCGGCCAAAGGAUACGGAGGCGGAAGGUGACUCUAAAGUGGACGGCAACAAGUCGAACACAGAGGCCAAGCUCAACGAUGUGGCUGGACCUAAGGCAACUGCUCCCUCCUCACUGAGCGAGUCUAAACCAGAGGCCCAGGAAAACGCUCCAGCAGGGGGCCAGCUAACAGCAGAUAAGCCGGUGACAGACAGCGCUUAACGUCAACUCAGAAGAAAACCAACAACCUUUUGAUGCUUCUCUCUGGAAUUUAAGCAUCAACUCAAAACCUGCAGGAUUUCAGCUGUUUAAUUAAGUAGGAGAAUUUAAAGAAAAGAAAAAGAAAACAAAACACCAGAGUGUUUGUAUUGAGAGACAAACAAAUCAUAAUUUGCCAUUUUUGGGAUAUCAUAUAUCCCAGAAACAAAAAAGUUUGCUAAUCAGAUUUCAAACAAUUGAACCGAGCACUUUAAAGCUCAUUUAUAAAUGGGAUUUUGGUGUGUAUAUAUUUUUUAUUUCUAAGUGCAAUUACACAAUUACAAAGACUGAAUGCUAGGUGUCAAAACAUCUUUCAGUUUAGAGGGAAUAAACACUGAAUAUCACAGAAUAUAUCGUAAAUAAAUAAAUAAAUAAAAAUGCAUUUAAAUCACAAAAAAAAAUACAUUUAUUUGACUAAAUGGUCCCAUUUGGUUGUUUGGAAACGUCAACAUUGUACAGAACAGAACAAAUUUUCACCCACGCUCUCAGCUUUAGUUCAUGAAUUUACUGUUUUACUUCACCUAGCUUCUCAGCUUCAUUUCAGUCAUUUAUUCUUUCUUUCUGCCCCGUUAAUCAUCGUCUAGUUUUAUGCAACACAGGUUUUGUUGCUUUGGUGUGCGUGCGCGUGCAUGUGUGUGUGUGCGUGCGUGUGUGUGUGCGCGCUUUGUUGCAGGUGACCAAAUUAUGUGGUAAAUUUCAGAAUUGUUGAAUAUCCCCAUUUGAACUACGAGUAAACCUCUCUUUAACAUCACUUCAGCCGAUGACGUGUGUUGUUAUGAGCAGAAAGACAUUCCUGAAUGUUGUGAGCUUGAUGCGUUCGAAGUCAAGCUGGAGCAGUGUUAAUGACUGUCGCGAGGGGAGGGGGCUGUUAUGUGUCACCACCUUUUUCUAGGAAAUUGUCUGGCAACCUCUUACAAGGCGAAAACUCAACUUGAAGUUUUAAUAUUAUAAUUUCCUAUAUAGCUCACAGUUGUGCGGCCAUUGCUCGAUGCUGUCAAAAGUGCAGGUUUCAUUCAGUAAUUGGUUGUGCCAAAUAUGUCCAGCUCAUUCAGGUUGGAAAUUUACUGCAAAAAUUGUUCAUGCAUUUUGAAAGAAUAUAUGGAGCGAACCAUCUGUAAAAUUUUGAUUUAUGACUUUUUUUUUUUUUUUUUCUUUGAUUCCCGCCCUCUUAACUGGAAUACGAGUCUGUUUUACUUCAGUGGUCUUAUUAUUUUGACUGUGAAACAAAGUUGUGAUGUUUUAAAGAUGUGUUUUAUUCAAACAUCUGUUUAGACAACAUGUUCAACAUACAGUGUUGUUAUUUUCCACUGUGGAUCAUUUUGGUGCGAACUCGGUCCAUCGUGUUGCCUGGAUGUCGUCAUCGCUUCAGUGUUCUUUCAUGUAUUUGACAACGUUAGCCUACAGUUUAUCGAAAUUGAAACCAUAAGGGAACGCUCGGCUCUUUAGGGUGAAAAUAAUUCUGGAUGUUGUGUCUAAGGUGGCAACUUUCCCUUCACCACACCAUUUACUUCAAGAUAUAUAAAAUGGUCAAAGCACCACUUCAGAUCUGGAUUUAAUCUCAAGGUUUAGCUUUCUCUGUUACUUUCAGAAGCUGCCAUUCAUCUUAACCUGCUGCUUAGUUUACUAUUGUAGUUGCCAGUUCAUUUAAUAAACAUGUUGAUUACAUAAAAA
This is a messenger RNA of Mugil cephalus (flathead mullet), 2769 nucleotides long. Its product is annotated as hepatoma-derived growth factor-like. The transcript is spliced from 6 exons. Gene Ontology annotation, biological process: regulation of transcription by RNA polymerase II. The record is from RefSeq and is a predicted model, not a curated record. The coding region runs from base 391 to 1062 and encodes 223 amino acids. Gene Ontology annotation, cellular component: nucleus. Lineage: Eukaryota; Metazoa; Chordata; Actinopteri; Mugiliformes; Mugilidae. Gene Ontology annotation, molecular function: double-stranded DNA binding; transcription coregulator activity.